CGAGUUGCGACGCCAUUUUGAUUUCACAAAUUCACGAAGAGUUUGCUUUGCUUGGAUGGACUGAAAGAGCGAUCUUAGAAAAUUUGUUCAAAAUAAGUUCUCUACGUGAUAAUGUAUAGUGAAAUGUGUACUUUUCUUCAUACGUGAUAUAAUCACGAAUUGUGUAACUAUUACCAGCUUGAGUAUCAACACGUCGUUAUCUGUGAUAACUGAUGUUCAUCAGUGGAUUGUGCCUGUUAUGGUGAUUAUUGAAAAUCUUCAACAUGUCGAAAGAAAAGGAAAUUGCAGAAGAAUAUGCUUCGAGUUUGGCCGAUUUGACGGUGAACAGCAAGCCGCUGAUAAAUAUGCUCACGAUACUCGCAGAAGAGAACAUCGAGCAUGCAGGGGUUAUCGUUGAUACGGUGGAGAAGCAUUUGGAGAAGGUUCACCCUGACAUCAAGCUGCCAGUUCUGUAUUUAGUUGAUUCCAUUAUCAAGAAUGUUGGUGGCGCAUACACACAGAAGUUCUCGCAGAGUAUCGUCAAUAUGUUCACAAAGACCUUCAAACAGGUGGAUGAGAAGAUUAGGUCGCAGAUGUUCAAGCUGCGGGAGACGUGGCAUGAAGUGUUUCCGUCCACAAAGUUGUACCAGCUGGAUGUGAAAGUUAACCUGAUCGACCCGGCCUGGCCAAUCCAGGCCCAACCUCACCAGUCAAACAUCCAUGUAAAUCCAAAUUUUCUGAAAAAGACCACACCAGCACCUAGUUCGUCCACAUUAACCGAGGAAGAGGAGCACAUGCGCUCGAUCCUCGCCAAGAAAGAACAAGAGCUGCUGAUGCUGCAGCGGAAGAAGGUGGAAAUGGAGCUGGAGCAGACCAGGCGACAGCUCCAGAUGGCUGAAAAGACUGCUAAAAAGUUGGGUCCGGUGGCAAGCGCGAUGCCGGUGGCGAUGGUGAACCCGGUGGUCGCUCCGCCCAUGGAACUCGCACCUGCCGUGUCCGUCAAACAGAGAUUGGGGCCGCCCGUGAACAAAACGAGCGGAGCGGGUCGUAUCGCGCCCGUCAGCGGAGCGCUGGCCGCCGCACGCCGCGACCCGCGCCUCGCGCGUCGCCCCGCGCCCCCGCCCGCCCUGGCGCCCGUCGCCCCCGCGCCCCUCGCCCUCGCGCCCCACGCCCCCGCGCCGCCCCCCAUCGCGCCCAACGUGUUCGACAUCAAGCCGCUCGAGCGCGUCACCAAACGCAAAAACGUCAUCACCAUCGACGUGCCCAACGAUAUACGCGAACCCCGCCGCCGAGACCCUCGCCUUGAAAGGAGGGAACGCCGACCCAAAAAAAUCGAGAAGGAACACAAAGACAAACCGGUCGAAGCAUACCUCGAACACGUGUCCGACCCGAAGAAAAUCAACAAACUGCCCCCGAUCCCGAAAAUUAGUAGAACCGAACCUAAAACGGAUCCACCGACGCCGAUUAAAAGAAAGAAGGACGGGUCGCGCGAGAAAAAGAAGCGAAAGGAGAGUCGAGACAGCUCUAAGGACAGCAGCUCGAGCUCACCCGAAAAGAAACCGAAGAAUAAAGACAAGAAAUUAAAGCUCAAAGAGAGAAUGGAAGUUGACGAGAAACCGGCGGAACCGGAGGUUGUCGCUUUCAAAGAGCUCAAGAAUUACCACAAGGAGCGCUACAUGCGACGAAAUAAAGAGAAAUCCGAAAGUCCCGAAAGGCCCGAGGAAAAAGUCCCCGAGAAGAAAGUUCCAGAAGAAUCUACAAAUUUACCGGAGGUUAUUCUGGAAAAUAAGGAUGUAGACUUGCGUGUUUUGCAUCCCGUUAUAGCGGAACAGGCGGCGCCUAUCGGUCAGAAACGGCCGUCUACUGAAACGCUAGAGGGCAAAGUAAAGAAAAAUAAGCUUGAUAGGUUUGAUAUCUUGUUUGGUAACGAAGACGUAGAUUUGCGACAACUACCUCAAGUAGAAGAAUUAAAUGGUCCCCAACCAGCUCCUGUAGUAAAUAAUGUGCCAAAUGACAAAAUGGAUGAAGAUGAUGAUUACAAAGAAUCUACUCCUGUUGGUUCUCCUAAAAAGGAUUGGAAUGAAGUUAAAGAGAAGGAAUCUAUUAAAAAGACACCGUCACAGUUAGAUCUUGUUAGAGCUAAGCUAGCAGAGGCAACUAGGAGCAAGGAUCGAUUAGGAAGACCGCUCCUAUUUACCAAAUCUCCAAGUAUUGAAAAAGAAAGACGUCGUACAAUCAGUACUGACGAAAAUGAGGCUAGAGCGGAAAGUGGUGAUGAUUUCGACGCUGAAGAUCACAAAAAGACUAUUUCAAUAAUCAUGAGUCAAGCAAAAGAACAAUAUAAUGAUGGUCAGCUCGACAAAAAUCAAUAUAAUACAUUAAUGUAUCAAGUGUUGCAACUUAACGAGAAGUUGAAAUUGAAGGAGGCAAAACAACGUGAAUCGCUUGAAAUAUCUAAACGUAAAUUAAAGGCCCAUAUACAAGAAGAAAAUCUUAAAGUUCCCUCUCCUAAAUCGUCUCCCUCAGAGCGGAAUAGGUUUGGAGAUAUCGAUGAAAGAAUCACGCCAUCUGCUUAUGCCGACUCGGCGCCAGAAGAUAAUAUGCACAACCAAGAUUCCGAUAUGAGAGUUAACAACCACCACGAGGAAAUAGACGGCGAGAGGAAAACAUUACUUCCGAUGCCUCCAAUGAUGCCGAUGUAUCCUAAUAUGGGACCGUUUCCCAUGUGGAGAGGUCCGCGACCAAGAAUGGAUGAGUUCGGGCCUAGAAGGUUCAGAGGACCAAUUCCUCCGUUCUUCCGCGGUAAAUUCGAUAAGAGAAUGCCACGGCCACCUUUCGAUCCAAGAAUGCCAAUGCCUCCUCCACUUCCAACGCCAAAACUAGGCAUGUGCCAAGGGGAAUCGCCUCUCACACCUUACGAGAGAUCAUCGACCCCACCACCCCUUGGUCUGCCUGGUUAUGAAAUCCCACAGACUGACUAUAGAAUUAUCGAGUACAUAGAUCAAGAUCCAGUUAAAACUAUUCAAAUUGAUGGUAUUCCUAGAGAAAUAAGGUUCUACGGUGAGACGGCAGUGAUUAUGCUCGACUGGGAUGAUCCGCGCGAGAUCAAAUUCUUACCGGGUUGUCGACGCGUCACAUUUGAUAAUAAAGAUUCUGUAGUUCUAUCAUUUACGGAAGGCUAUAAACAAGUGGAAAUUGAUGAACAAGUAUUUGAUAUCAGAUUUGGCGCUCCCACAAGGGAGUUGUACAUAAAUGGAAGAUGGUACGAAUGUUUCUUUGGUGGUCAGCCAGUUGGUGUCAUAAUUGAUGGAAAACCGCAUCUGGUACAUUUAGAAGGACCACUCCCGCAAGUAGAUAUAGGUAAAGCGAAGAGAACCGAUCUCGUAGCUGGUAAAAUAAAUCUUAUUGUAAACGCAACAACCGUGUGUCCUGUUUAUUUAGAUGCCAAAGUACAAAAGUUCCAAGUGAACGGACAAUACUUUACGAUACGUUUCGUAGAUGCGUUGCAGACUGUACUUAUCAAUGAGCAACCUUUCAAAGUUGAGUUUGGAGAUCUUCCUAAGCCCAUACUGAUUAAUGGAGAGAAAUACUUUGUUAGGUUCUCUGCUUUGCCUAAAUAUAUUAAGCCAGGACAAGUAGAGAUUGCAAAUAUGGAGGGUAAAGUUUCUUCAGUGCCAAAAGCGAUUGUGGAAAAUAAUGAAGUACCUAUGGAAACUGAUUUACAGCCACAGGAUAGGCCUCAGAAGUCGCCUAGCCCUGAUAAUGAAAAUAAAGGUCUCGACAUGCUAGCAAGCUUGAUGCCAACCAGCAUGGCGCCGGCCGCGAGCUCAGAGUACAGUUCGGCUGAACCAUUAUUCGUGGAACCAGAUAAAAUACCCGGCUUAGAAACGCCUGCAGAAGAGAAGCCCAAUCCCAUGCCAGUAUUAGGGAAUAUAAAUGUAAACGAUUUAUUCGCGAAGCUUGUUGCUUCUGGUAUCGUGUCUGUGAUCAAUGAGCAAAAGCCUGAAGUGAAAGAUGUUAAGGAAGACGUUAAGCAGAAGCAGAAGGAAGACAAAAGUGUGGUACAUAAGGUGGAUCUGUUGAAGCCGGAGACGCUACGAGUUAAACAACCAGCCAUAGUAGCAAAGCUCUACGGCGGUAUGCAAUGCAGCGGCUGCGGGGCCCGGUUUCCCCCAGAACACACGGUGCGAUACUCCCAGCACCUCGACUGGCACUUCCGACAGAAUAGACGGGAAAGGGACUCUGCGAGACGGGCACAUAGCAGGCAUUGGCACUAUGAUCUGUCUGACUGGGUGCAGUAUGAGGAGAUCGAGGAUUUGGAGGAGCGAGAAAAGAGUUGGUUUGAAACGGGCGGCGCGGAGGAAGAAGCCGCCGAAGAGGUCCUCGAGGCGGGCGAAGCCCCGAGCGUGGCCGCGGGGCCUCCAGCCGGCCGGCACUGCGCACUGUGCGGUGAUGCGUUUGACCAGUUCUACAACGAGGACCGUGAGGAGUGGCACCUGCGCAACUCGCUGCAGCACGAAGGCCGGAACUACCACCCGGCCUGCUUCGACGAUUAUAAGGCGUCACUCACAAAGGAUGCUCCAAAGGAAGAAUCCACAGUGGACAUUGCAGAGGAGAGUAAAGAUGAAGAAGCCAUUGAGAUCAGGGACGUGGAAGCCGAUGAGUCGGACAAUGAAUCGGUUGUGGAGGUGAUCGACCCAGAGAAUGAUGUGGAAUCGGAGCCUGUAGAGAUUGACGAAGCAGACGACGGUGAUGAAGACGACGUGGUGCUCAAAGCGGAGCCGGUGGAACAGGUGGUCGUGGAGGAUGAUGCAGACACUGAUGAUGAGACCCAAGCAGAGAGGACCAAACGGGACGAGCUGGCUGCUAUCGACUUUGCCAAGGUCAAGAUUAAGCAGGAACCCGUUGAUCCAGAUGAUGAACCAGUAAUAACAGCGGAAGUGGAGUCAAUAGUUGCACCCGUGAUCGAAACCACACAAAUCACAGUGACAUCCUCAAUAGAUGGCAACGUCCAGCUAGAGGACGCCACUCCAGCCCCCAGCUUGCCGUUUGGAGGCAUUCGCAUCAACAUCAACAAAGUGCCAGCGUUUGUGAACCCACAAGAUGAUAAAAUGCUCGAAGACAUUAGCGCUGAUGAUGAGCCUUUACCCCCUGGUGAAGAGCCAGAGCUAGAGUUUAAAUUGAAGCCCCAGUUGGAAGGUGUACAGUUGAAACGGCAGCCGCCAGUGCAAAAGGGAAAUGAACUGUCUGGAUUGUGUUCUAUUAUGUGAUUGUUAAGUGAAUGCAAGUUGGGAAAUACAAGGAUGUGUUGUGAAUUAAAUACUGUAUGAGUAUAUGACUGAUUCAACUAGAUGUUGUUUAAAUAUGAUUUAAUUCAUAAAAUAAACUCUAUAAUAAGUUCGUUAGUGUCGGAUUUCGCUUGUCUAUCAAGCAUAAUAUGAUCCAAUAACAGAAAUAAAAAAGUGAUAAUUGUAUUUGUAAUUAUAAAAAGAAUACUUUUUUUCUGUUAUACUAUAAAAUUAUAGGAAUAUACUUGUAUACUUCAAUAGUAACCAUUAAUCACAGAAACACAAAAAUAUGAUCACAAUAUAAUAGGUAUUUUGUACAUAUUUUGUUGUUAAGGUAGAUUUAAAUAACUGAUAAAUUAAGUGUUGCUAUGAUUUUGUAUAAAAAUAAAUUGCUUCAAUACGGUAGGAAUGUACACUGCCAAAUGAAUAAAUUGUAAAAAAAAAAUAGUUAUAAUGUACUUUAUGUAUAUUUAGGAUUUUGUUUUGAUUUUUUUUUCAGUAUCUUUAUUCUUUUCUGUUUAUUUCUUUAUAAUUACUAUCUUCUACGCUGUUCUGUAGAUAAUUGAUUUUCCAUUCUAAUAAUUAGUUGUUAAUAAAAUUGAUAAAGCCACUUCAUAAAAAUGUGAUAUUAAACUAUAAGGUACACUAAAAUUGAUGGUUUUGUAAGAUGUUAAGUUUGUAUAUAAUUUGCUUGUGUAUGUAGGGUUAAUUUGGUGUUUGGUUUAGCACAAUUUGAUUUUUGAAGGAAUCUCUAGGUUAAUUUUAUUUCGACUUUAGAUCAAAAUCAUUGAAUUUAAACUAAAAUCCUCAAAAUAAAAUAUUUAAAAAACACUGUGUUUUGCUUACAACCCGGUUUUUUCAUUAUACUGUAUGAUUUUGUUUUGCUAAAAUAAAACCAUUAUUUAAUA
Molecule: messenger RNA, 6175 nt
Organism: Colias croceus (clouded yellow)
Lineage: Eukaryota; Metazoa; Arthropoda; Insecta; Lepidoptera; Pieridae
Gene: Pcf11
Product: pre-mRNA cleavage complex 2 protein Pcf11
Exons: 16
Coding region: 264-5249 (1661 amino acids)
Biological process (GO): termination of RNA polymerase II transcription
Cellular component (GO): mRNA cleavage factor complex; cytoplasm
Molecular function (GO): RNA polymerase II complex binding; mRNA binding; phosphatidylinositol binding
Source: RefSeq, a predicted model, not a curated record